CCUCAGUCAUCUUUUCUCCUCGUUCUCUGCGGACUUCGCAUAGCAAACAUGAAGCUGUCAGGACUGUUGGCUGUGCUUUUACUCCUCUGUACUGUCCGGAUAAGCUCCGGAGGGUCUCACCCUAAACCGGCCUGCCGGUAUCCGCCGUCUCAGUGGUGUCGGUCCCUGGAGAUAGCAAUAGCGUGUAACGUUCAGAAGCAGUGUAUGGAGCUGAAUGCUACCAGACCAAACCUGGCUGUUCCUCCAGUAUCUGUCACUCUGUACUAUGAGAGUUUGUGUCCGGCCUGCAGAGUCUUCAUCACCCAGCAGCUCUUCCCCACCUGGACGAUUCUGCACGACAUCAUGACUGUCACGCUGGUCCCCUACGGGAAUGCCAAGGAGCUUCCAUCAGAAAAUUCUCCCUUCACCUGUCAGCAUGGAGAGCCUGAAUGCAGAGCAAACAUGAUUGAGGCGUGUAUCAUCCAUUUAUCGAGACACUCAGCAUUUCGGAUCAUCUCCUGCAUGGAGUCGUCUGCAGAUGUCCUCAGGGCUGCCCAGUCUUGUCUCCAGCUGUACGCUCCCUCAGUCUCCUGGUCGAGUGUCUCCUCCUGUGUGACGGGAGGUCUGGGACGCCAGCUGAUGCACGUCAACGCUGUUAUGACCAGAGGGUUAAACCCCGCCCACACACACGUUCCCUGGGUCACCUUCAACGGGGAAUACACAGAAGAGAACGAGGACAAGGCGAUGUCGUCCCUCUUCCACUUGGUUUGCCAACUCUACAAGGGCGUGAAGCCUCCAGCCUGCUCUGGAGCCCCGGUCAGACUGAACAGAGGAUUCUGCUGAACACCACAGCAAAUCAUAACCUGCAUAAUGUACCAGAUAAUGCCAUCAAAAUCAUGUUUAGUUCUUGGUUGUAGUUGAUAACGAUGUGGAUGUGAGAUCAUACCCUUUUUUUUUUUUUUUUUUUGAAAGUGGAAUAAAUGUCUUUGGUCUUAGA
This is a messenger RNA of Cottoperca gobio, 976 nucleotides long. It is a transcript of the gene ifi30b, whose product is annotated as IFI30 lysosomal thiol reductase b. The transcript has 7 exons. NCBI's taxonomy places the organism in Eukaryota, Metazoa, Chordata, Actinopteri, Perciformes, Bovichtidae. Gene Ontology annotation, molecular function: oxidoreductase activity, acting on a sulfur group of donors, disulfide as acceptor. The record is from RefSeq and is a predicted model, not a curated record. The coding region runs from base 49 to 822 and encodes 257 amino acids. Gene Ontology annotation, cellular component: lysosome.